AAGAAGAAGUUUCGAGAGAGUGGGAGGCACAACAACAUGGCGAGAGAGAACAUAACCACAAAAUAGUGAAACUAAUGUAACCUAAGAUGUUCACAACAGCAGGCGAUGUGUGUAAAGCAGUCGAUUAAGAUUGGCCGAGUAGCAAAAUGUUAGCAUAACUUCUCUGCUAGCCAGACAUAGUGUAACUGAAGUUAAGUUAGUUAGCUAAGUUAGCCGACCUGUCAGCCGGUGUGAAGCCGCAUCAUGUCCGUGCACUUCGAGGAGAGGAGCGGCGUCGUUCCCUGCAAGACACCCUGGGGCUCCUGGUACCAGACCAUGGAGGAGGUUUUCAUCGAAGUCAAUGUGCCUCAUGGGACUUCUGCUAAAGAGGUCAAGUGUCUUUUGGGGACCAGAGACAUCGAGCUGCAUGUCAAAGGGGAGGAAAUAUUCAAGGGAAAGUUGUUUGACACAACCGUGUCUGACGAGGCUACAUGGACAAUAGAGGACAAGUGUCUCAUCCAGAUCAUUCUGAUGAAGACUAACAGAGAGGCAGGGAACUGCUGGCCCUCCCUGCUGGAGGGGGAGUACUGUGCGAAUGCCUGGGUCCAGGACCAGAUGCAGAGAAAGCUCACACUGGAGAGGUUCCAGCGGGAGAAUCCUGGAUUUGACUUCAGCGGUGCAGAGAUCUCCGGAAAUUUUGCUGGUGGUGGUCCGGACUUUUCCAGUUUACACAAGUAACGAUGUCAAAACCUGUUAUGUACUGGAGAUUUCACCUCUGCCUAAUGAGCAUUAUUGAGGACAUCCAUGACAUGCAGAGGAACAGUGGAUUCAUCUGAUCUCCUUUGAUCAGAUUUGCCUUAUCAAAGGCCAAUUCCCUUCAGAACUCAAACACCGGGUGAUCUACAGGACUAUUGUUCGACUGAUUUAGUUUAGGCAUAAUUUGGCAAGUUGCUCUAUCUGGUUGUAAGAAGCCUGUGGGAUGUGUUGUCUUUUAAUAAUGAGAAGAAUGCACACAGCAAUGGCUUUUCAAUAAAGUUUUAUUGAAAGGUACAAGCACAUAGGUUAACCAGAUGGUGUAUUCAAUUAGCCAUUUUGAACUGGAGAACACAUUUUUAUUCUUUUCACUAAAAGAAACUACAACUAGACAGAGAAACUGGCAAAGAAAAAUGCAAUACCAAUUCCAAUCUUUUUUCCACUGCAAUGACUUUUUUUUAGUGUUCUCUGCAUAAUUGACAACUGAAAUCAAUUAAUACAUGCAGUGCUUCACACAAAUCAAGAAUCUGUGAAAACAACUCAUCUGUAACCGCUGAUGACAUUUCAGCUCUAAACAGUAUGGUUAGGCAUACAUGACGGGGUCGUCACAAGCCUCACUUCACCGGAGAAAACCGGCACCGGAGCACCCUCGCCAUAUCAAAAAAACAAAACAAAAAAACGUCACCUUGGGUAGGAGUGUGCAUUCAGGACAGUUUAGCAACCUAGGGUGAGAGUUAAGGAUUUCGGGCCCGAUUUCUUGGUUCCAUUUUUGCUGUUCACAAAAUCCUUCUCCCUCCUCUUCCACAUGGUGGACUGAGGACCUAGGUGGUUCUAUACUUAUUAGCUUAAAACCAGCAACCCGUUCCAGGAAAUACCAAACACCGUGGUACGGAUUUAAACAAGAACAUACUGUACACUUGUGCAAGCAACUCAACCAAGAAAGUAAAACUUAGCAGGAUGGUAGUAGAUGAACCUUUCUGACGAAGCAUUACUCCUUGUCAUUGGGGCAGAUAAUACAGUGUGCUUGAAAAAAUGGAUGACAACAAACAAACUUGGGGAAAAU
Molecule: messenger RNA, 1795 nt
Organism: Siniperca chuatsi (mandarin fish)
Lineage: Eukaryota; Metazoa; Chordata; Actinopteri; Centrarchiformes; Sinipercidae
Gene: nudcd2
Product: NudC domain containing 2
Exons: 4
Coding region: 244-717 (157 amino acids)
Biological process (GO): protein folding
Cellular component (GO): cytoplasm
Source: RefSeq, a predicted model, not a curated record